Messenger RNA from Fraxinus pennsylvanica, 450 nucleotides. The record is from the annotation of a GenBank genome assembly. Lineage: Eukaryota; Viridiplantae; Streptophyta; Magnoliopsida; Lamiales; Oleaceae.
AUGGACCACAUAGCUGCAGCAGAAGAGCGAAUUGUGAACGAAAGAUUGAGGCAGAAACUCAACGAGGUCAACAGCGCUGCCCAAUCGGAGCUCUCCGUUGUUCAGGACCAUGUCAAUUUUACCCUCCAGCAAGCAUAUUUCAAGUGCGCCUACGAGUGUUUCGACAGGAGGAGAAAGCAGGAUGAGAUUAACAAUUGUGUGGAGCACUGCACCGUUCCUGUGCUCACUGCCCAGAAUCUUGUCGAAAGUGAGAUGGCUAAAUUUCAGGAAAAAUUGAAUCGGUCUCUGAUGGUCUGCCAAGACAAAUUUGAGUCAGCCAAGGUCCAGCAGAACCGAAGUGAUGCCAUGAAGGAUUUGGAGUCAUGCGUUGACCAGUCCAUUCAAGACAGCAUCAAGAUGUUGCCGCAUCUUGUUGGAAGAUUGAAGACAUCUCUGCUCAUCAAAGAUUGA